Messenger RNA from Microdochium trichocladiopsis, 1215 nucleotides. RefSeq names its product alkaline protease. The record is from RefSeq and is a predicted model, not a curated record. Gene Ontology annotation, molecular function: serine-type endopeptidase activity. Bases 1 to 1215 code for a protein of 404 amino acids. Lineage: Eukaryota; Fungi; Ascomycota; Sordariomycetes; Xylariales; Microdochiaceae. Gene Ontology annotation, biological process: proteolysis. The transcript has 3 exons.
AUGCUCAACUUCCCCAAGCUUGCACUACUCUUCGGAGCUCUGCUCCCCGCCGCGCUGGCCGCUCCAACCCCGGCCGGCAAGCAGGUCAUUCCCGGAAAGUUCAUCGUCACCCUGAAGCAAGGUGCUUCUGCUGCUGAUGUCGCCUCCCACUUGAACCGCGUCCGUGACAUCCACGCCCGCAGCUUGAGCCGCCGCGACACCGUCGGUGUUGAGAAGACCUACGCCAUCGAGGACUUCAACGCCUACGCCGGCGAGUUCGACGACGAGACCAUUGCCGCCAUCAAGGAGGACCCUUAUGUUCUCGAGGUUGAGCAGGACCAGAUCUGGACUCUGUUCGACGAGGUCGAAGAGCCCGCUUCCAAGCGUGCUCUCGUCACUCAGACCGGCGCCACCUGGGGUCUGGGCACGGUCUCGCACCGCAACCCCGGUAGCACUUCGUACAUCUACGACAACACCGCUGGCCAGGGCACCUUCGCCUACGUUGUGGACACUGGCAUCCUGACCACCCACAACCAGUUCGGCGGCCGCGCAAGCUUCGGCUACAACGCCGUCGGUGGCAGCAACGCCGACACCCAGGGUCACGGCACCCACGUCGCUGGUACCAUCAUUGGCUCAACCUAUGGUGUUUCCAAGGCCGCCCAGGCCAUCGCGGUCAAGGUCUUCGCUGGCAGCAGCUCGUCCACCUCGAUCAUUCUGGAUGGCUUCAACUGGGCCGUCAACGACAUCAUCUCCAAGAGCCGCCAGAGCCGCGCCGUCAUCAACAUGUCCCUGGGCGGUGGCUUCUCGUCCGCUUUCAACAGCGCCGUCAACAGCGCCUACAGCUCCGGCGUCCUGUCCGCCAUCGCUGCCGGCAACUCCAACACCAACGCCGCCAACACCUCGCCUGCCUCGGCCGCCAACGCCAUCACCGUCGGCUCCAUCGACUCGUCCUGGAGGCGCUCGAGCUUUUCCAACUACGGCUCCGUCCUCGACAUCUGGGCCCCCGGCACCAGCGUCCUCUCGGCCUGGAUCGGCUCCAACUCUGCCACUAACACCAUCUCGGGUACCUCCAUGGCCACCCCUCACGUCGCUGGCCUCAUUCUGUACCUCCAGGCCCUCGAGGGUGGCAACGCUGCCGCCAUUACCUCCCGCCUUCGUGCCCUGGCCACCCCCAACCGGGUCACUGAUGUCUCUGGCAGCCCCAACUACAUUCUCUACAACGGCAACGGCGCGUAA